GGGGCGCGGCGCGGCAGAGGUGAGUCCGUAGCUGAACUGCGCGACCGCUCGAGCGCUCGGCAUGGCUCGCCUGGUGCUGGGUCUGAUGAGCUGUACCCUCUUUAUAGCAGUUAAUGGUCUAUAUUCGUCUAGUGAUGAUGUAAUUGAAUUAACUCCAUCAAAUUUCAACCGAGAAGUUAUUCAAAGUGAUAGUUUGUGGCUUGUGGAAUUCUUUGCUCCAUGGUGUGGCCACUGCCAGAGGUUAACACCGGAGUGGAAGAAAGUAGCAACUGCAUUAAAAGAUGUUGUAAAAGUUGGUGCAGUUGAUGCAGAUAAACAUCAGUCCCUGGGAGGUCAAUACGGUGUCCAGGGAUUUCCUACCAUUAAGAUUUUUGGAUCUAACAAAAACAGACCAGAAGAUUAUCAGGGUGGCAGAACGAGUGAAGCCAUCGUGGAUGCCGCGCUCAGUGCUCUGCGCCAGCUCGUGAAGGAUCGCCUCGGGGGCAGGGGAGGUGGCUAUAGUUCUGGAAAACAAGGCAGAAGUGAAAGUUCAAGUAAGAAGGACGUAAUCGAGCUGACGGAUGACAGCUUUGAUAAGAAUGUUCUUGACAGUGAAGAUGUUUGGAUGGUUGAGUUUUAUGCUCCUUGGUGCGGACACUGCAAAAAUUUAGAGCCAGAAUGGGCUGCGGCAGCUACAGAGGUAAAAGAGCAAACCAAAGGCAAAGUGAAACUCGCAGCCGUGGACGCCACUGUAAACCAGGUUCUAGCCAGCCGGUACGGGAUUAGAGGAUUUCCUACAAUCAAGAUAUUUCAGAAAGGCGAGUCUCCUGUGGAUUAUGAUGGGGGGCGGACGAGAUCCGACAUCGUCUCCCGGGCCCUUGAUCUGUUCUCUGAUAACGCGCCCCCUCCGGAGCUGCUUGAGAUCAUCAAUGAGGACGUGGCCAAGAAGACAUGUGAGGAGCAUCAGCUCUGUGUCGUAGCCGUCCUGCCCCACAUCCUCGAUACCGGAGCUGCAGGCAGAAAUUCUUACUUGGAAGUUCUUCUGAAGUUGGCAGACAAGUACAAAAAGAAAAUGUGGGGGUGGCUGUGGACAGAAGCCGGAGCCCAGUCGGAGCUGGAGAGUGCGCUGGGGAUCGGAGGGUUCGGCUACCCCGCCAUGGCCGCUGUUAACGCGCGCAAGAUGAAGUUUGCUCUUCUCAAAGGCUCUUUCAGUGAGCAAGGCAUUAAUGAGUUUCUCAGGGAGCUGUCUUUCGGGCGUGGGUCCACAGCACCUGUGGGAGGCGGGGCUUUCCCUGCCAUCAGCACCAGGGAGCCCUGGGACGGCAAGGACGGCGAGCUUCCCGUGGAAGACGACAUUGAUCUGAGUGAUGUGGAGCUGGACGACUUGGAGAAAGAUGAGUUGUGAGAGGUUCAACACAGACCUCAGUUUCCUUUUCUUGGGAGCGGAUUUUCCAGCAGUGCAGGAACAUGCUUUACAAUCAGAUGAAUCUACCAGUGGCCUUUUUAACCAAGAAGUAGCACUUGAUUGGUCAUUUGAAAACACUGCAAUGGUGAACUUUUGCAUCUCAAGAAAACAGUGAAAAAUUCUAUGAAUUGUAGCCAGCGAAUUGGGUUGUAUUUUGUUAGGUAGUGUUUUGAAGAAAGCUGAUGGGCUCUUGAAAUGGUUUUCCCUCCCUCUGACCGCUGCUUGAAUGUUCUUGGAGGCUGUUUCUUACACAUGAGUUUUUUAAUGUGAUCCUUUCAUUUGAAUAUUAAUGGCUUUUUUCCAUUAAAGAAUAAAACAAUAUUUUGGACAAUGCCAAUAAAUGUAUGAAAUUAGUGUCCACAUCAUAAAUUCAGAUUCUGGUAUUUAGCCAUAAAGUAAUACUAUGAAAGGGUGACCUCUCCUUGUAAACUGGUUCACAAGACACCAUCGGAUGUCUGUGUCCCCACACAUAGUUUACAUGUGUCCUGCAAGGCUGAGUCCCACCUGAGAGUGUGAACUGUAAAUCGAGUUUACACAGAAGGAUGAAAACAAUGGAUUGUCAAGUGAGAACUGCAGUCCAUGCCCAGUAUUCUGUCUCCAGGCCGUCCCCAGUGACUGCCGGGGAGGACAGCUGGUUAUGCACUUAGUCUGAGGUUUCCAGUGUUGUUACUAAACCCUCACAAAGCAUUCAGAUGUGUCUUUCACUAAGACGUGAAAUACCACAGCAGGUUACCAAUUUAUGAGAGGUCCCCAUUUGUGUAAAACAUUCAGAAAAUUGAAGUUUUGAAUUAUGUUAGAAUAUGAGUGAACAGACAGUUCAGAGGACUGAGAACAUUUCUUUUAUUGUAACUUAAAAAAAAUAAAUACAACUGUAACUAA
Molecule: messenger RNA, 2323 nt
Organism: Vicugna pacos (alpaca)
Lineage: Eukaryota; Metazoa; Chordata; Mammalia; Artiodactyla; Camelidae
Gene: PDIA6
Product: protein disulfide isomerase family A member 6
Biological process (GO): response to endoplasmic reticulum stress
Cellular component (GO): endoplasmic reticulum lumen
Molecular function (GO): protein-disulfide reductase activity; protein disulfide isomerase activity
Source: RefSeq, a predicted model, not a curated record